Aspergillus brunneoviolaceus CBS 621.78 is the source of this 300-nucleotide messenger RNA. RefSeq lists its product as uncharacterized. The record is from RefSeq and is a predicted model, not a curated record. The transcript is spliced from 2 exons. NCBI's taxonomy places the organism in Eukaryota, Fungi, Ascomycota, Eurotiomycetes, Eurotiales, Aspergillaceae. Bases 1 to 300 code for a protein of 99 amino acids.
AUGCCCCAAACCGAAUCCUGCCAACGCCAACGGGACUGGCUGACUUCCACCUUCUAUAUUGCCUUUCUGGCCAGCGAAGCUCCUGGCAACUACACUCUUCAGCGCAGCGGUCUCCCCCUUCUAUUCUUCGCUAUUAGCACCGUGAUUUGUAUGUGUGACUCGAACAUCAAUUUCUGGAAAUCGUCGGCAUUAGUGAUCUGGACCCUUUUCCCAUCCAACGUCGCCGGCCGCAACAAGAAAUCCAGCACCGGCACCGUCCUUUGCAUCGCCUAUUGCCGCAGCAACUGUAUCGGCGCCUAG